AAAAAAAAAAGUAAAAACGAACUGGUUUAAGACAAAGAUGGCGUCUUUGGUUUGCAUGUUUAGUGGAGAACCGUUAUUUCAGGUAAGUUCUUGACCGUUUCUAUUUAUAGCUGAAGCAAAGCUCACCACCAAUACUUUUAGAGAAUCCUGAGUUCGAAACAAAAACUCUUAUCAACCCAAAGCUGUCUCUGUCGGUCUGUCCUUCCCCUGAGGAAAACGAAAGAGACGAGAAGAAGAGGUCAUGAUCUCGGUCUGCUCUGACUCACCAAGGUCAUGAUCUUCUGCCUCUCCAUUGAUCAAUCACUCCAUCCUCCCUUAAAAUUCUUAAUCUGGAUAAGCUACUUCACUUUCCUAGUUGAUUUCGUCACCGAGAAAGGCUCAUGGCAGGGCGAUCGUUCAAGUGUUUUGUGGAGCAGGAGCUGGGAAAGUUCCCGCUCUUGGCGAUCUAUGCCGUGCUCGAGUGGCUGCUCAUCGUCAUUCUGUUCGUAGAUGGGCUUCUGGCGUUCGUGGCCAACGACUUCGCCAAGUUCUUCGAGAUGAGGAUCCCCUGCCUCCUCUGCACGAGGAUCGACCACGUGCUGGUCCGAAGGAGUCCCGAUUUCUACUACAACGAUUCUGUGUGCGAAGCGCACAAGAAGGAAGUGUCGUCCCUCGCUUACUGCCACGUCCACAAGAAAUUGUCCGACAUUAGGAAGAUGUGCGAGGGGUGUCUUCUUUCUUUCGCAACUGAGAAGGAAUCCGAUUGUGAUACCUACAAGUCCCUCGUGGGGAUAUUGCAUAAGGAUCUCGAAUGCUUCGUUCAGGACGAUUCCGGGGUUCAUUUGGCGUUGCCUGCAGGAAAGAAGGAUGAGAGGGUUGAGGCCAAGAUGACCGGCGAUCAACGGUGCACAUGUUGCGGAGAGCCAUGUAAAAUGAAGCCCUCUUUGCAUUCGAAGAACAGCCAGAAAUCUGGAAAGAGCACUAGCCCGAUUUCGCAAGCUCCUGCUCCGUCUCCUAGAGGACCCUUCGUGACAUUGAGGAACGAGGAGGCGCCUGAUUUGACAUUGCCUCAUAUCCGUUACACAGAACUAAAAUUCAACCCCGACACCGGAUCUGACAUUCUUGGCCACGAGGCGAGCUCGAAUGCGCUACUUCCUGACAACCAUGGUACAUAUGAGAUGAAAAUCGCUUCGGUGCCAUUGCUCACUGAGAGCGAUGACAUUGGCGAAGCAAUCAGAACCCCUCCCUUUGCGAGGGGAAACAAGUUCUUUGGCAUCCCACUUACCGAUUCAGCUAACUCGAGCCCGAGGUGGGGUUCGAGGCUUUUGAGGAAAUCGAUCCUUGACAAGGGGGAUUUUGCUUCUGAGCCCAUUGAUAGCGGCACAGUAAGUGAAGACUCUAUCUUGACCCAUUUGAAGAGGCAGGUUCGCUUGGAUCGCAAGUCGCUGAUGGCCAUGUACAUGGAGCUAGACGAGGAAAGAAGCGCCUCGGCUGUGGCGGCCAACAAUGCGAUGGCCAUGAUCACGCGGUUACAAGCGGAGAAGGCGGCCGUCCAAAUGGAGGCCUUGCAGUACCAGAGAAUGAUGGAGGAGCAGGCAGAAUACGACCAAGAAGCCCUUCAAGAAAUCAGUAACUUGCUUGCCAAGAGAGAGGAAGACAUCAAAUUGUUGGAGGCCGAACUCGAAGCCUACAGAGAGAAGCAUGGAUACUUGGAGGGUUUCGAAGUUCGUAAGGACAAAACGGUAGACAAGGAUUGCCAGGAGUUGAAGCCUCACACAUAUUCGUUCUCCGAUGGGGGUUCCGAAUGUGGAAGCCACUCUCCUAGCGUCACCGAAGGAGAAACCGUUAGGCACAUUGCACAGGAUCAGAGCAUCCUUGAUUCGUUGCAGGAUGAAAUAGGUACCAGUGAAUCUCCAGAAGAAAAGAUUUGAUCCCGGUAGGAGUACUACAC
Messenger RNA from Rhodamnia argentea, 1930 nucleotides. Its product is annotated as probable myosin-binding protein 5. The coding region runs from base 381 to 1910 and encodes 509 amino acids. Lineage: Eukaryota; Viridiplantae; Streptophyta; Magnoliopsida; Myrtales; Myrtaceae. Gene Ontology annotation, molecular function: myosin binding. The transcript has 2 exons. The record is from RefSeq and is a predicted model, not a curated record.